This is a messenger RNA of Chanos chanos (milkfish), 6597 nucleotides long. It is a transcript of the gene f5, whose product is annotated as coagulation factor V. Gene Ontology annotation, cellular component: plasma membrane. Gene Ontology annotation, molecular function: signaling receptor activity; copper ion binding; oxidoreductase activity. The record is from RefSeq and is a predicted model, not a curated record. The transcript has 24 exons. The coding region runs from base 74 to 6103 and encodes 2009 amino acids. NCBI's taxonomy places the organism in Eukaryota, Metazoa, Chordata, Actinopteri, Gonorynchiformes, Chanidae.
GGGUUUUAGAAAGAGAUCAGAGUUCCCCGUCCUUUAGAACUAACAGUUCUAACCUGGAGCUGCAGACUCAGAUAUGGGACGACACCCCUGGGCAAGAUCCUGCUACACUGUGUUCUGUCUGGCAUUCCUAACCCACUGUGUUGCUGCUGUGGAGAGACACUACUAUAUUGCUGCUGUUAAUAUUGACUGGGAUUACACAAGUCCUGGACAACCAAGGACUGGUCCCACCUAUAAGAAGGUGGUGUACAGGGAGUAUGAUGCAGAAUUUAAACAAGCCAAGACCCAUCCGUCAUGGUUAGGACUGCUCGGCCCCACGCUACGAGGGCAAGAAGGUGAUGUUAUUGUCGUCACGUUCAGGAACAUGGCGGAUCACCGUUGCAGCAUCCACCCACAUGGCAUUGCUUAUGGGAAACAGUCAGAGGGAUCUUUUUACAAUGACAACACAUUCGGGUUUGAGAAAGAAGAUGAUAUCGUUGUUCCUGGAGGGGAGCACACCUACUAUUGGGAAGUGACCUCUGAAGUGAGCCCUAAACCAGGAGACCCCUCGUGUCUCACCUACACAUACCUUUCCCAUCAUGACAUCGUCAGUGACUACAACACAGGGCUGAUUGGCACAAUGCUGAUAUGUAAAAAUGGCAGCCUGAGUGAUGAUGGAGAACAGGUCCGCUUCCAUCAGGAAAUGGUGCUCUUGUUUGGAGUGUUUGAUGAGGAUAAGAGCUGGUACAGAGGUGGCACUCCAUCUCGACAAAAUCUGAAGUACACCAUCAAUGGCUUUACCAACGGCUCAGUUCCUGACUUGAGCGUGUGUGCCCAUAGCACCGUGAGCUGGCACUUUCUGGCCAUGAGUUCUCAGCCAGAGCUCUUUUCAGUUCACUUUAAUGGGCAGGUUCUUCUGCAGAAUGGGCAUAGCACCUCAGUGGUGGGCCUUAUCAGUGGAACUGCCACCAGUGCUAGCAUGACGGCAGUCCAUCCAGGUCGCUGGCUGCUAUCUUCCUACAUCAGCAAACACUUUGAGGCUGGGAUGUACGGUUUCCUAAUGAUUAACACGUGUAAGGAGUUCAGUGCACCCAAAAGGCGCCUCACCAUCCAACAAAAAAGAGAGAGUCGGGAAUGGACCUUUUACAUUGCUGCCGAGGAGGUCAUCUGGGAUUACGCUCCAAAUAUAGCAGAUAACAUAGACAAAGAUUUCAGAUCCAUGUACCUGAAACAAGGUCCAGACCGGAUAGGUAAGAAAUAUAAAAAGGCAGUGUACACCCAGUACACAGAUGAGACUUUUACAGAGAGAGCAGAAAAAAAACAGAGAAAGAAGGAAUUGGGCAUUCUUGGUCCAGUUAUCAGAGCUCAGAUAAGAGACAGAAUUAAGAUUGUUUUCAAAAACAAAGCAACACGCCCCUACAGUAUCUAUCCUCAUGGACUAACCAUAGACAAAGCCGCAGAAGGAGCCAGGUACCCUGAUGGAGGAAAUCAGACCCACGCGGUUCAACCAGGAGAAACCUAUGAAUAUAUUUGGAAUGUGAUUGAUGAGGAUGAGCCAACAGACAGCGACUCGAGAUGUGUGACGAGGAUGUACCACAGUGCAGUGGACACACAUCGUGACAUUGCCUCAGGCCUGAUUGGCCCAUUGCUUAUCUGCAAGAGUCAGUCAUUGAAUAAAAGGAAUGUCCAGCUGAAGUCAGACAAAGAGCAGCAUGCUAUGUUUGCCAUUUUUGAUGAAAACAAGAGCUGGUAUCUGGAUGAAAACAUCAACUCAUAUUGCAGUGAUCCAGCAAGAGUACAAAAAGAUGACCCAGAGUUUUACAAAGCCAAUGUUAUGCACACAAUCAAUGGAUAUGUAUAUGAAAGUGGAGAACUCCUAGGAUUCUGCAAUGGUGAGAUUGUGACCUGGCAUGUGUCUAAUGUUGGAGAACAGGACCGCAUCCAGACAGCCACGUUUUAUGGUCAUAUAUUUGAGCUGAACAAUAGAUAUGAAGAUUUCCUUAGUCUCUUUCCAAUGACAGGAGAGACCAUAACCAUGCCCAUGGAUAACAAGGGAAUUUGGCUCUUGGCGUCACUGAACUCACAUGAGACAACCAAAGGAAUGAGGAUGAGGUUUAGGGAUGUUGAUUGCUAUCGAGAUUACUUCACAGAGGAGGAAUACAGUGACACAGAUUAUGUUCAGGAAAGCUUUUCUGUCUGGACACCACAGCAAGGAAAUGUAGAAGAGAAGAAAGCUGUUGAGCCUCCACAGGUCAAAAAUGCCAAUGGGUUUGAUGCAUUGACAGAUUACUAUGCAGAUCUGUUGAACCUGAGGAGUUUCAAAAAGAAAGAAGGAGAUACUGGGAGUGAUAUGGAGUUGCUGGACCUGUCAAUGCUUGAUUUCGAUGAUUAUGAUGCUUCACCAGUUAACAAGACUGAUCAGAACAGCAGCUUUAUUCUCUCUGAUGAAUUGAUAUCAAAUGAAACACAGCUAGAACAAACUAACUCUUCUCAGACUCUGAGUGACAUCUUAAUGGCUGAAAUGUUCACUGCUGAUGGUAAUUUUACAACUGUCCCACAAAAUGAAAGCGCUGUAAGGACAUUGCUCAACAACACAAUGAAACUAGCUCCUGUAACACGCAAUAACUCUCUGAUGAAUGACACCGAAAAUGUCUCUGCUCUCACCAAUGCUUCAUUUGAACAGUUAGUAAUCAAGAACAACUUCACUUCAGGGACUGACCAUGAGACAGUACAAAUGAUGACAUCCUCCCCAUCAAAUGAAACCUCUAAAGGUUAUGGAGACAGGAGUACAGACAUUGGCACUGCUUAUGUUGGAGAUUUUGAAGAUAUACCAAACAAUACCUUCCCCUAUAGCGUGUCCCAUCAUGUGCCUCCCUUUAACGAUUCCAACCUGAAUACAGAGCUCCAUGAAAGUGAAAUAUUUGUGCUGCUAGAGGAUGGUAACCCAGCAGAGACCGGCAGCGAUGACAGACAGUUGACAGGGUACAUUAUUGGUCCCACUACAUCUGUCCCCAGUGACAACAGAUCAUCAGUGAUUGGGAACAUAACUGGGGACAGUUCAACUGAAGAGGUUGAAGUGGAUCAUUUUGAUGAAUUGUUUAAAAAUAUCGACACUGAAAGUACCAACAACACACUCAGUGAAUUAUGGGAAAUGAGUAACUGCACUCAGCAUGGAAAGAAAAACACAAACUUUACCUCAGACUUCAUCUCCAACUCAAGCUUAUCCCUUGGAAAUGAGGGCUUAAAAAACGCAUCAUUUAAUGAAACAUCCAUCGAAUCAUCAUCAUCAUCUUCAGCAGAUUCAUCUGAUGAAAUUAUCAGUUCACCAUAUUUAGAGCGCUGUAAUUCCUCUGAGGAGCUUAGCUCAGAAAGGACAAUGGACAAUGCAUCAGCAUUUUUAUCUACAGUGAACUUUUCAAAUGCCUCAUUGGGUAAUGAGACUGAUUUAGCUUUCAACGAAAGUAAAAAGCUCCUCAGUAACAGUGUGGAGCUGGAAGACAGUUCUGAAGAAGACGUUUCACUUCAUUCAGAAAGUCAUGAGGAGGUGGCCAUAUAUUUAAAGGACAACAAGACUGGUGUUAUUCUUACCACCCCCAUUAAACUACAGGGAGAGCACUGGAGAUAUGAGGGAAAACAUGAGCUAGUCCCCAUGGAGAUCCCAGAUCACAUUACCAAGUACACCGAAGACAAUUCAGUUACGAAUCCCAGCGAUGAAAAAAAGGUAGAGGAGAAGAAAAAGAAGAUAGUGUACAAAAGGGUGAGACCACACAAAGGGCAUGCUUUGAAGACAAAAAAAAGGAAAGAGUAUAAAGCUCAGCCAAGGAGUGCCAUAUCUCCUCGUAGUUUCAAGCCACCGACAUUUGGCCCCAGAGGAACAAGGCCAGUCUCUAGCGAGGAAGAUCUGAUGAGUAAACCCAUAGUCAUAGGACUGCCCAGGAGUGAUUUCAAUGACUAUGAACUGUAUGUCCAAAGUGAAGGUGAUGACAUCGAUCAUGUAGGUGGCGAAAAUGAAGCUGGAGAGGAGUAUGAGUACGUGGAGUAUAAGGACCCCUACAGCACACAAAGUGAUAUGCAAGACAUUGAGAUCGAUGAAGCAGUCAAAUACACCUUUAAAAAGGCUGGCAGUAAUGUGAGGACCUAUUUCAUCAGUGCAGAAGAAGUAGAAUGGGAUUAUUUAGGAUAUGGACGAAGGAGGAUGGAGAAAUGCUCAACAAAAGUGGGGCUGACUAAAUUCACUAAAGUAGUGUUUCGGGGAUAUCUGGACAGUUCUUUUAGAAUUCCAGACAUACGAGGGGAGGUGGACGAGCAUCUGGGAAUCCUUGGUCCAGUUAUUAAAGCCGAAGUUGGAGAGACCAUAAUGAUUUUAUUCAGGAACCUUGCGCGCCGGCCAUACUCCCUCCAUGCAAAAGGUGUGACUUACCCAAAGCAAAUGGAGGGUUUGAAUUAUAAUGACGAAUCUCCAUAUUGGUACAAACUGGACGAUAAAGUUCAGCCUAACAGUUCAAAUACAUACAUUUGGACAGUAACUCAGAAAGCUGGGCCACAAGAUGAUGAGUCAGACUGCAGAACAUGGGCAUACUACUCUGGAGUGAACCCUGAAAAAGAUAUCAAUUCUGGAUUGAUUGGACCUCUGCUGGUCUGCAGGAAAGGGACUCUGAGUAAAAAGGCUAUGGACUCGAGCAGGUUCAUGCUGCUCUUCAUGACCUUUGAUGAGAACAUGAGCUGGUACUAUGAAGAAAACAGAAAGAAAUUUGAGAGGACAAAUAAACUUGCAGUCACGCGUCCUGAUUUCAAUGAGAACAUCAGAUUCCAUGCUAUCAAUGGAAUCAUCUGCAAUCUAAAAGGCCUGAGAAUGUACACCAAUCAGUUGGUCAAGUGGCAUCUUAUCAAUCUGGGAUCUUCAAGAGAUUUUCACAGCAUUCACUUUCAUGGCCAGACCUUCCUAAAUAAGCAAAAAGGAGACCAUCGUCAAGGCGUCUACCCGCUUCUACCAGGUGGUUUUGCAACACUGGAAAUGUUGCCUUCAAAACCAGGCCUCUGGUUGCUGGAGUCUGAGAUUGGACUUUGCCAGGAGAAUGGGAUGCAGACGUUAUUUCUAGUGAUAGACAAUGAAUGUAGCCACCCACUAGGACUCAUCUCUGGAAGCAUACUGGACACUCAGAUCACAGCAUCUGACUACAGAGGUUACUGGCUACCACAUUUGGCAAGAUUGCACAACUCAGGCAAAUACAAUGCUUGGAGUACAAUGAAUCAAGAGGAAUGGAUCAAGGUGGAUUUUCAGAGGCCUGUGGUGAUUAGUAAGGUAGCCACACAAGGUGCUAAACAGCUCUUCACAUCUCACUAUGUGGUCAAUUUUACCAUAUCCUACAGUAAUGAUGGCAAAAGGUGGAUAUACUACAAAGGAGAUAGUGAUACUAUCAGAAAGGCAAGUAGCUAUGGUUAUCAGUAUUAUAAUAAUAGUAGGUGUGCAAUGGAGAUAUUAAUUUGUUUCUUAAUCCAAAAGACUUUUGAGGGUAACAGAGAUGCCCAUGAGGUGAAGGAGAAUACAUUCUUCCCCCCUAUAAUUGGUCGAUAUGUGCGGCUUCACCCUUCACAAUCCCACAACUACCCAACUGUUCGCAUGGAGUUCUAUGGUUGUGAGCUGGAUGGUUGCUCGGUGCCACUGGGAAUGGGGAAUGGGCUUAUAAAGGACCAUCAGAUUACUGCCAGCUCCGUCGCCUACAGCUGGUACUCGGGCAGCUGGCAUUCCUGGUUAGCCCGUCUGGAUAAACAAGGGGCCAUCAAUGCUUGGCAAGCCAAGGAUCGAGAUAUGCAACAGUGGCUACAGGUUGAACUGAACGUUGCGAAGAAAAUCACAGGCAUUAUUACUCAAGGAGCCAAGUCUUUGGGCACAGAGAUGUUUGUGACUGAAUACAUUCUGGAAUACAGCGAUGAUGGUAGAAAGUGGACAAAGUAUUCUGAUGAUCCAGAUAAGGAACUAAAGAUAUUCCAAGGGAAUUCAGAUAACAAUGGACAUAAGAGAAAUUAUAUUUAUCCUCCCAUAUUCUCCAGAUUCAUAAGGAUUAUCCCGAAAAGAUGGCAAAAUUCAAUCACAAUGAGAGUUGAGCUGCUUGGAUGUGAUUCAUGACUCUUUGACUAGUUUUUACCUCAUACCUGUGGAGACACAAGACAGGAGUCACAAUACACAUACUGUACAAAUAUAUACAAAACAUGAGACAAGUUUUCACAUUAUUGAGCUUUGUUUUUCAAUUAUGCCAGUUUAAUGAUAUAUUAUGUGUGUCUGUAUGUAAGUAAUUGAGAAAUAAUAUAUAUAACUGUGUCAAUAAAAAGAAUAUCUGUAUAGAUAUAUAUAUAUAUAUAUAUAUAUUUUUUUUUUUUUUUUUUUGCUCUGAUGCCUAGCUGCAAAGAUUGCAAUAGCCCUAACCAAGAAACAGAGCUACAGAGCGACUGCGCCAUCAAGUGGCUUUGCUAUGAACAUCUUACACAUAAGGUCCUCCCCUUCAAAUAUUUUAUUGGCUUAAAUAAACAUGUGAUACAGGUAUACAGUAAUGCGGGAAGCUUUGGUCUACUACGGUCCAUUGAGUUGAAAACACUUAAUUGUGCAUAAAUAAAGAUUUUUUU